AUGUCUGUGGAGAAGAAGCGGUCUCCCACUUUCCAAGAAAGCGACAUUUCUUCAAACGCUUCAAUUAAAAAAGACAUUGCGAUUAGCGAACCAGAAUAUGAAGAUUCGCCCAUAGAAGAAGUCCGUGCAAGUGUCCCACCUACAGACGAUACAUCGCUCCCUACAGGCACUUUUAGAGCAUGGUUUUGGGGAGUUUGUUUUUCAGCUGCGAUUUCAUUCACAAAUCAGUUUUUCUGGUUCCGUGCAAAUCCACUGACAAUCAAAGUAAUUGUUGUCCAGCUACUGGCCUUUCCUGCGGGCCGCUUAUUCGAAAAAAUCUUACCUACACGCACAUUUGGCUCUGGUCGAUUCCAAUUUUCUUUGAACCCUGGCCCAUUUAGUGUCAAGGAACAUGUACUUAUUACAGCUAUGGCUAAUGCUGCUGCAACUUCUUUCGAUGCAAUUGAUAUCAUCGUUGUCCAGAAGCUUUAUUACAACCAGUCUUGGGGAUAUGGCGGAGGAAUCUUACUUGUUCUCACCACUAGUAUUCUUGGCUUUGGGUUUGCUGGUGUUUUGCGGCGUUUCCUUGUACGACCUGCCUCGAUGGUUUGGCCAAUCAAUCUUGUCAAUGCUACUUUAUUUCACACGCUUCACAAAAAGGUUCCCAGGGAAGUGGCUGAUGCUGAGGCUGUAACUCCAGGACUGAGUUUGUCUCGUAACAAGUUCUUUGUGAUUGCAUUCAUCGCAUCUUUUGCGUGGUAUUUCUUCCCUGGUUAUAUUAUACCUGUCCUCACAAGUAUCUCUUGGAUUUGCUGGAUAAAAAAAGAUUCCAUUCUUGUGUCCCAGAUUGGCAGCGGUCUUAAUGGCCUUGGUAUCGGCAGUUUUACCCUAGACUGGAGUACAUUGGCAGCUUGGUACCCAAGUCCUCUUGCUAUUCCUUGGGUUGUCCAAGCCAACAUGCUAGCAGGGUUCAUCUUUUUCAUCUGGUUCCUCGUUCCCAUAGUCUACUACACCGAUUCAUUCGAGAGCAAGAAGUUUCCCUUUUAUAACACCCGCCAAUACGACAUUUACGGCGAGGUAUUUGACCGAGCUCGUGUCCUCACACCCGAGCAAUACCUCAACGAAACUGCCUAUGCUGAGUAUUCGCCCAUCAGAAUCACUGGAUUUUUUGCUAUUUGCUACGGCCAAGGUCUGGCAGCAUUGGGUGCAAUUAUAUCCCACACUAUCCUGUAUAACGGAAAAGAUGUCUGGGAGCGCUUUAAGAGUGCUCGUCAAGAUUCCGAUGAUAUCCACGCCCGCCUUAUGGAUCGCUACAAAGAGGUUCCUGACUGGUGGUAUGCUCUCUUGUUCGUGAUCUCUCUUGGUGUCAGCUUUGCUACCAUAACUGUCUGGCCAUCCGAUAUGCCCUGGUGGGCUCUGAUCAUUGCCGUUGUUUUGGCUUUUGUUUGGCUAAUUCCAAUUGGUAUCGUCACUGCCAUUACUUCUCAGUCUCCUACCAUUUCCAUGAUCACUGAAUGGGUAUUUGGUGUAAUUCGUCCUGGACACCCAAUUGGAAACAUGAUGUUUAAGACCUAUGGCUAUAUUACUGUUCGUCAAGCUCUUUUAUUCUCUCAGGAUCUUAAACUAGGUCAUUACAUGAAAAUUCCUCCUCGUGAACUCUUUACCUUCCAGAUUGUUGGAACUAUUAUUGCUUCUUUUGUCUCAUUGAGUACUAUGAACUAUCUGAUGGAUACAAUUCCUGAUAUCUGUACGAAUGCUGGAUAUCCUUGGACAUGUCCUAAUGCUGGUCUUUUUGGAGCAUCUUCUGUAAUCUGGGGUCUGAUUGGCCCGAACAAAUUCUUUGAAUCUGGAACACUCUAUAAUCCUUUGCCUUACUUCUUGCUCGGUGGGUUUCUCCUACCUAUUCCAUUUUGGUUCCUGACCCGCAGAUAUCCUGAUUCAUGGGUUCGCCAUGUCAGUAUCCCUGUUUUUAUGCUCGGUCCCACACCUUUCCCUCCUGCUCCUACCGCUGUAACACCGACCUGGGCUACUAUUGGCUUCGUUUUUAAUUUCUUUAUUAAGCGUCGGUGGUCUGCGUGGUGGAAGAAGUAUAACUACGUUCUUUCUGCUGCACUUGAUUCUGGUGUUGCAAUUUGUGCGAUUGUCAUCUUCUUUGCUUUCCAAUACUCUGAUAUCAAAUUCCCUCAAUGGUGGGGAAACAACUCUUCAUCAGUUGAUCAAUGCCCACUUGCAACAGUCAAUUGGGCUGGUGUAGACGUAUAUGCUUAA
Molecule: messenger RNA, 2247 nt
Organism: Phycomyces blakesleeanus NRRL 1555(-)
Lineage: Eukaryota; Fungi; Mucoromycota; Mucoromycetes; Mucorales; Phycomycetaceae
Exons: 5
Coding region: 1-2247 (748 amino acids)
Biological process (GO): transmembrane transport
Molecular function (GO): oligopeptide transmembrane transporter activity
Source: RefSeq, a predicted model, not a curated record